AGCCUAGUAAAAUGUUGCGGUUUCUCUAAAUUGAAAGGUGUUUAAUAUAUUUAACAAAUUUAUAGUGCAUUCUAACCAACCAUCUGGUUGAUAAUUUCUCAAAUAAUAAAUUGAGCCUGUUGGCAAACGAAGCGAAACACAGUUUCGCCUACAGUUUUGUAAGCAGAUCGAACAAAGAGAGAGAGAGAGAGAGAGAGCACGAAAGCGUUGCGGCAUCAACACUAUAAAUAAUAAACAAAACUACAACUAACAACAAAAACGCAAGCCAAGCAGUAAAUACGCUUUGCACGCUCGCCAACGAAAAGCUCAGUCGUAAGCCAACAUUCAGACCAACAGCAGCCGCAAGCGUCGUGGUUGUCGUCGUUUUUUUCGGCAUUACCUUCUACAGCCAGCCAUCAGUUGGCUUUACCAUUUGUUAUUUUUGUUAGCCAGUGUUUGUAACGGUCACGCUUCGAUCCGAUCAGCCCGCGCUCCAUAAGCGCAGUACAAGAAAUACCACAAAAGAUCACAUACAAAUGCCGUAUAUUAUCAUAAGAGGCAACCUCGCCUCCUACAGUCACAAAUAUCCAUGGCGGGUGCUUGUCUCUGGAUUGAAAGCUGACGACAUCGAACAGUUAAACAAGUUCUCGUGUGGCGGCUACAGUGAUGAGUCGACUAUUGUCUAUUUAGUGCAUCCCUGUCGCAUACUAUCGGCGCUCGAGAUAUUGGGUUUUCGCGUGGUGGCGAGCUCAUCCACAGCUGUUAAGCAGGACUAUAACGAGUAUAUGUGGACCAUGCGCAAGGAGUUCGACGAGCCCGAACCAGUGGAAGCCGAGUCAGUCGUACGCGAGAAUCUGUCGAAUAUAGGACGGGAAGCGGCUAGUUUAGGCAACUACCACAAGGUUGAUUCGCCGGAAUAGAUCUAAAAAACAAAAAGCAACCCACAAAAUUCCAC
This is a messenger RNA of Scaptodrosophila lebanonensis, 934 nucleotides long. RefSeq lists its product as uncharacterized. The record is from RefSeq and is a predicted model, not a curated record. The coding region runs from base 516 to 899 and encodes 127 amino acids. Gene Ontology annotation, biological process: negative regulation of biosynthetic process. Lineage: Eukaryota; Metazoa; Arthropoda; Insecta; Diptera; Drosophilidae. The transcript has 4 exons.